Molecule: messenger RNA, 759 nt
Organism: Ilyonectria robusta
Lineage: Eukaryota; Fungi; Ascomycota; Sordariomycetes; Hypocreales; Nectriaceae
Exons: 1
Coding region: 1-759 (252 amino acids)
Source: RefSeq, a predicted model, not a curated record
AUGCUUGUCUCAACUGUUCUCCUCGCCCUCUACUCAGCAGCCUGCGCAGCUGCUACGCCGACCUCCGCCCAAGAACCCGAGAAGGAGUUCAGCUUCUGGCUCGGCGGCCCCAUCCUUGAGAAAUGUCUCGCCGAGGGAAACUGCGAGGACCGUCUCCUCGACAACCCCUACUACGUCGAAGCCAACAAGACCAACCAUGAGAAGCGAUACAGCUGCCAUGGCUCCGGCAUGCACACCGUUGUCACCAGCGGAAAGAACUUUGUCAAGUUCGGCUCUUUCAACCCCUACGACUUGUUCCACCACGUGUAUGACUUGUGCCACGAAGGUGGAUGUGAUGCUGGUAGCAAUUGGGCCAGGAGCACAAAGUACGUCACUGCCACGGGUAUCUACUCAAAAGAUAUCACAGUCAGUGCACAGGGCGUGUACUCGGGCUGGGAUAUGCGAAAUGCUCUUGCUACUUCUCUCGCCGAUGCUUCUGGACGCAACCAGGUUUGGGCAGAAGAAGUGGCCUGCCCGAGUGGAGGAAGAGCCUGUUCACUUGUCAAGGCUUGGCAGGGCUGGGCCCCAAACUUUCAUCAGUCUGCUAUCUUCAAUAACUGCAACCAAUAUGGCUGGAUGAACGCCAGGACUGAUGGUCUUACUGGAAUUACGUCGGGUGGAGAUUGCAAGUCUAUUGUCGAGAAACUUGGAGCUAUUGUUGGAGAGGCGGUACCUUAUGGAGCAGGUACUAUUCCACUUCUUGGUGCGCUUUGUGCUUAA